Molecule: messenger RNA, 915 nt
Organism: Humulus lupulus (European hop)
Lineage: Eukaryota; Viridiplantae; Streptophyta; Magnoliopsida; Rosales; Cannabaceae
Exons: 2
Coding region: 1-915 (304 amino acids)
Source: RefSeq, a predicted model, not a curated record
AUGGAAUAUGAAUGGAAGCCCACUGUAUGUACGAAUUGCUCUGGUCUAGGACACGAAGCUCAUGUUUGCAGGAAGAGUAAGACUGUUAAGCAAGAAUGGAUUCCUAAACAGAAGGUCUCAUCACCUAUUGUAAGCAAAGUUAAUGUAGAUACAGAUGGUUUUCAAUCAGUUACCAAGGGAAUCAAGAAACAGGAACCUAAUGCCAUCCAAACGAGUGUGAAGAAUAAAUUUUGCCUACUAGAGGGGGACCCUGAGAUGGAGCUUUUACAGAGGACCUCUAGGGAGAUCCUAUGGAACGACUUACAAGGAUUGGCUGUGGAUAUAUCUGUCCCUUGGAUGGUGGUAGGAGACUUCAAUGAGAUUCUUUCAUUGCAUGAUAGAAUUGGCAAAAAAAGCACCAUGAAGAUAUCAAGCAAAUUUUCAGAAUGUUUGACAACUUGCCAUUUGGAAGAUUUGAAAUUUUCUGGCUGCUUCUAUACUUGGAAUAAUAAGCAGAGAGCAGAUGAGAGGGUUUAUUCCAAGAUUGAUAGAGCUUUAGUUAACUCAAAAUGGACUGAUCAUUUCCCUAACUCAGAGGCUGUGUUCUUGCCAGAAGGGAUAUUUGAUCACAGUCCAAUUCUUGUUCAUGUCACUUUGGAAAUGCACUUGGAAAAGAAGCCAUUUAGAUAUUUUCGGAUGUGGAAAGAAGCACCCUGUUAUGAAAAUAAACUCCAGACCAGUUGGAACUUAUCAGUUAAUGGUACUCCAAUGUUCCAAUUAGUAUCAAAACUAAAAAGGCUGAAACAGGUGCUAGUGAGAAUAAAUAGAGAGGGUUUUUCUGAUAUUCAACAGAUAGAAUUUAAGGCGGGACUUGUAUUGAAGGAGCUUCAGGAACAAUUGCAAAAAGAUCCCUUAAAUGAUAGGUUGAUUUCUUAG